Messenger RNA from Esox lucius (northern pike), 2884 nucleotides. RefSeq names its product trimethylguanosine synthase 1 (gene tgs1). The transcript is spliced from 13 exons. The record is from RefSeq and is a predicted model, not a curated record. Gene Ontology annotation, biological process: 7-methylguanosine cap hypermethylation; 7-methylguanosine RNA capping. Gene Ontology annotation, molecular function: RNA cap trimethylguanosine synthase activity. NCBI's taxonomy places the organism in Eukaryota, Metazoa, Chordata, Actinopteri, Esociformes, Esocidae. Gene Ontology annotation, cellular component: nucleus. Bases 123 to 2573 code for a protein of 816 amino acids.
CAACCAGAAACGACCCACAUCGGAGACAAAACGUGUGUCUGGAUGAACUGAGCAGUGGAAGAGCAUUUCUUGUUUACAUUUUUUAACUAGCUAACUUUAGCUAGUUAACAAGUGUAAACAACAUGAUGAUUGAUUAUGGAAAAUGGAAUGUGGUUGCCGACAUUAUUUUUAGUCAAAGGUACUUGACUGGAGAUGAUGGAAGGAUACACUGCUUGUGUUCGAGAGCUUUCGUGCAGGAUCGUGAGUUGUACAGGUCGGACCGUAAAGCCAUCUCUGACCUAACAGAAAGUGGGUUUCAAGAGGCAGCCAUUGAACAGGCAGAGGAUGAAGAGUCGGAGGAGGAUGGACCGAUUAAUGAAGAAGCCCAGCUUAUGGUCAGCAUGGGACUGCCUGUGGAGUUCAUAAGCUCCUCUGCACAGAGGAGAGUUGGGAAAAGGUUAAGGAGGAACAAGGCCAACCACUGGGAAGCUGCCCCUGAGAUCCUAGAUGAAGACCAUCCACAAUCAUUCCAGGCAAAAAAUGAUGAUCCUUGCGUUGAAAGCACCGUGCCAGCAUUCGAUUGUUUGGAUCUCAGUGAGGGGCCGGAGGGUACAGCAGAACCUCCGCCCCCGCAGAGCCAGGACGGUUGGGAAGGCUACUGGAGCCAGCAGGGAGAGGGCCUGUUGUGGCAGGGCUGGUUGGAGAAGCAUCCUCAGUCCUCCAGCCACCCAGUCGAGCCACCGUGGGACUGCCCAGACACUAGGAAGGCAUGGGAGCAACACUCCAGGGACACCUACCUCUAUUACUGGGAGCAGUUCAGUUACUGGUCAGCCCAAGGCUGGACCGCAGAAUGCACCAGUAGUGCGUCCUUUGAAACGGGUGAGUCUGGGCAUGCCGGUGAAACGGAGGGAGGGGACCUGCUGCAGUCUCCCUGUCUUGAAGCGCGGGAGUCGGAGGCGUGCACCAGUGACGUGGUCGACCUGCUCGGGCAGAUCAGCCUCCUGUCAGGCGGAGCUGGUUCGCGUGAUUUGAAUGGGCAGCAACCGGGCCAUGUCUACGGAAAUGACCCUGAACCUUGCGAUGGCGGUAAUCGCAAAAGAGCUUCCUCCUCAAACACCAAGUGCACUGAAUCAACAGGUUCCACACAGAUUGGGUGUCCCCAGAAAAACACCAAGGGAUUAGGUGAGCGUAGAGCAUCUAAUAGUGACGAUGAUGGCGAUGACCCUGAUAGAAGAGUCCUUAAAGUUAAGCGAAGUCAUGAACUGGAUUUGGAGGAGAACCCUCAGAUGUCGGCCGACGAAGCCUGGGAUAAACUGGGCUUAAAGCGCAGCCAUGACCCCAUGUUUGAGAGUGUGCUAAAGUUUAAGCCCCUCCCCGGUGACCGGCAUGCUGGGAAGGCUGGGCGGAAUACGAUGAAGCGCGGAAGUGGGAGAGCAGCUUGUCACAUCAACAAGCACACCUUCUUCACCGAGGAGGACGAUGGAGCAGAGCCCAAGAUUAGCAAGACCCUUCACAAAGUCCAGAGUUUCUUGCAGAGGGUUCAGAAAGGGGACAUGGCACGCACGGCCGUGCCAGGCGCCUCCGUCGAGCGGCCACUUGAGCCCGGGGAGCAGACGGACAGGUUCGGCCCCGCUUGUCCACGGCUUGAGGGAACGGGGGACCGGCUGGAGGAACGGGUUGGGGGGGUGAACGAAAACACAGCUGUGGAGUCAGACGCUACCGCGGCGCUACGUCCACCUUCCCAUCAGAACCUCUUUACCGGAACUGAGGAGGAGGAGGAGGAGGAAGAGGCGAUUCAGUUCAGAAGGGAGGUGUACUCCCUAGAGAUACCGGACUGCCUAGUUCCUGAAGCUGGUGACGAUAACAAUUUGGAGGGUCUCGGGAAAGCUGGGAAGAAAAAGAACAAGAAGAAGACUAAGAAAAGAGGAAAAUGUGGAGUGAUGCCAGCUGAGAUCGCAGCAGACCCUGACCUGGCUAAGUACUGGGCACAGCGCUAUCGCCUCUUCUCAAGGUUCGACGAGGGCAUCAAACUGGACCACGAGGGCUGGUUCUCUGUCACCCCAGAGAAGAUAGCAGAGCACAUUGCACUGAGAGUCCAGGAGAGUUUCCACUCUGAACUCAUCAUAGACGCCUUCUGUGGCGUCGGAGGAAAUGCAAUCCAGUUCGCCCUGACUGGAAAGAGAGUGCUGGCGAUUGACAUCGACCCGGUGCGCCUGGCCCUGGCCCAGCACAACGCUCGCGUCUACAACGUGGCUGAGCGCAUCGACUUUGUGCAGGGAGACUUCCUGCGGCUGGCACCGCGUCUGCAGGCGGAUGUGGUCUUCCUCAGCCCCCCCUGGGGUGGCCCCGACUACCUCAGCGCAGACGUGUUCGAUAUCGAGACCAUGAUGGCUCCAGAUGGUUUUGAAAUUUUCAGGUUGUCCAAAAUGAUAUCCAGUAAUAUUGUGUACUUCCUCCCAAGAAACGCUGACAUGGAUCAAAUCGCUUCUCUUGCUGGGCCUGGUGGGAGAGUAGAAGUUGAGCAGAAUUUUCUCAAUAACAAGUUGAAGACCAUAACAGCAUAUUUUGGCAAUCUGGUUAAGUCGGGUCACUAGUUUGAAAUGGCCCACUGUUAAUCAUGAUGUCCUUUUCAGAGCUCAGUUGUUUUAGUGUUAAACAGGUUUGCCAUGUAAUGUUGUUUUUACGUUUUGAUGUUAUGUAUCCAGUCUGAUCUCUAACUUUCUUCCAAAUGAAUACUGAUCCAUACAUGUUGGUAUCCUUGAAUUGUCUGAGGGAGUAGAGUUUCAUUUUCAAACUGUCUCUCUUUAAUAUUUUACCAAUGUGGUAUGUUUUAUUGUUUUUAUUUCCCCAAAACAAAUGUUCUUGCAUUGUCUAUUUUUGUAUUAAAGCUAACCAUCCCAUCUUA